GAUCCAUUGUUGAGCAUUAAAAUGGCAGAAUCCAGUAUUUCUUUGGCUCAGGAUCAGUUUGUCUGUCCAGUCUGUCUGGAUCUACUAAAGGAUCCAGUGACAAUUCCCUGUGGACACAGUUACUGUAUGAGCUGUAUUACAGGCUACUGGGAUCAGGAUGAGCAGAAGGGAGUCUACAGGUGCCCUCAGUGCAGACAGACCUUCACUCCAAGACCUGUUUUAGGUAAAAACACCAUGCUGGCUGAAGUGCUGGAGAAACUCAAGAAGACAAAACUCCAAGCUGUUCAUCCUGACCAGUGUUACGCUGAAUCUGGAGAUGUGGAGUGUGACGUGUGUACUGGGGACAAAAACAAAGCCAUCAAGUCCUGUCUGACGUGUCUAGAAUCUUUUUGUCAAAAUCAUUUUAAACGGGAUGAAGAAUUUUACUCAGGAAAGCGACAUAACGUGAUGGACGCCACUGGACGACUGCAGGAGAUGAUCUGCCCUCUACAUGAUAAACCGCUGGAAAUUUUUUGUCGUACUGACCAGCACUGUGUAUGUUAUCUGUGUACAAUGGAUGUGCACAGAAACCACAAGACUGUAUCUGCUGUAGCUGAGUGGACAGAGAAACAGAGACAGUUGGAAGAAACCCAGAGAAAACUCCGCCAAAAAAUCGAGAAAAGAAAGGAGGAGAUUCAGAGGCUGAGAAAGUCUGUAGAGUCUCACAAGCGCUCUGCACAGGCAGCAGUGGAGGACAGUGAGAGGAUCUUUACUGAGCUGAUCCGCUCCAUUGAGAGAAGCCGCUCUGAGGUCACACAGCUGAUCAGGGCUCAAGAAACAUCUGCAUUGAGUCAAGCUGAAGUACUAUUGGAGCAACUGAAAAAUGAGAUUGAAGAUCUGAGGAGGAGAGACGCUGAGCUGGAGCAACUUUCACACACAGACAAUCACAUCCAUUUCCUCCAGUGUUUCCAGUCUCUCUCUGUCCCUCCUGGAUCUACAGACUCGCCCAGCAUCACUCUCAGUUCUUGUCUCUCUUUUGAUGAUGUUGAAAAAUCCAUGACUCAAAUGAGAGAGAAACUGGAGCAUUUCUGCAGAGAGGAGAUAAAAAGGUUAUCUAGUAAAGUAACAGAUAUUAUGAACAGUCCUACCCCUGAGCCCAAAACCAGGAAGGAGUUUCUACAAUAUUCACGUCAGCUCAAUGUGGAUUUAAACACAGUGAACAAACUUCUCUGUUUGUCUGAGGGGAACAAAGUGAUUACGUACACUAAUAAAGUCCAGCCGUAUCCUGAUCAUCCAGACAGAUUUGAUCACUGGUCACAAGUGUUGUGUAGAGAGAGUGUGUGUGGACGCUGUUACUGGGAGGUUGAGUGGAGUGGGCGGGUGGAUAUAUCAGUGUCAUAUAAGAGCAUCAACAGGAAGGGACGGGGUGAUGAGAGUGAGUUUGGUUGUAAUGAUCAGUCCUGGAGUUUGGCCUGCUAUAGGUCCAAUUGCUCAUUCUGGCACAAUAACGAAGGAACUGAACUCCCUGUAGUCUCCAGCUCCUCUAGAAUAGGAGUGUACGUGGAUCACGGUGCAGGAACUCUGUCCUUCUACAGAGUCUCUGACACAAUGACCCUCAUUCACAGAGUCCACACCACAUUCACUCAGCCUCUCUAUGCUGGGUUUAAUUUCAAUUCACUAUCUGUAUUCUUUUCCAGAACAGAAUCAAAGGUUAAACUGUGUGAUCUAAAAAUAUAGAUGAUUCAAGUGAUUCAGCAAAUAAAACUGCAUAUUAGAAGUUUGAGCUCCAAAAUAAAUCAGCAACUAUAAGACGUUCUGAAGUCUGCCGAACUCUGUGGAAAUAACACAUGCCCGAUUUCUGAAUAAAAAAAAUAAUUAUUGUAGAGAACUUAAUGUAUGAAUAUGGAAGAGUCAUCAAUGA
This is a messenger RNA of Sinocyclocheilus rhinocerous, 1900 nucleotides long. RefSeq names its product tripartite motif-containing protein 16-like. Gene Ontology annotation, molecular function: zinc ion binding; protein binding. The record is from RefSeq and is a predicted model, not a curated record. Bases 22 to 1716 code for a protein of 564 amino acids. The transcript is spliced from 6 exons. NCBI's taxonomy places the organism in Eukaryota, Metazoa, Chordata, Actinopteri, Cypriniformes, Cyprinidae.